UUGCUCACUGGCUGUCCUCCGCCAGGGUUAGAGGCCGUCCCUGCCCCCUGGCAGAGCUGCAGAGCGGGUUUGGCCGCCUAGGCGUCAGCAGCGAGCCCAGCUCGUCUACGUCCCUCUCCCGCCGCCGUGCUCUCCCGUUCAAUGGCCGCCGCUAUUGGCCUGCUAGCCGUUGCGGCCCGAGGGCCCAGCCGCCUCCUGCGCUGCCGGCGGGCUCUGCUCGACUCCCGCGCCUGCAGUCGUGGAGCGGCGGGGGCCAGGCAUCCUCAGCCCGAACAGCAGCUCACCAUCUGCCGGCAGCUGGAUGGCAUCAGGACCAUUAUCUUGAAUAAUCCAAAGAAAAGAAAUGCUCUGUCAUUACCUAUGCUGAAAUCUCUCCAAAAUGACAUUCUCCAUGAUGCGGAAAGCAAAGAUCUAAGAGUCAUUAUCAUUUCAGCUGAAGGGCCUGUAUUUUCCUCUGGGCAUGAUUUAAAGGAAUUAACUGAUGAGCAAAGCCAGGAUUACCAUGCUGAAGUAUUUCAGACAUGUGCUGAGGUCAUGAUGCUAAUUCAGAAACACCCUGUCCCCAUCAUUGCCAAAGUGAAUGGUUUAGCCACUGCUGCAGGUUGUCAGCUGGUUGCAAGUUGUGACAUUGCCCUGGCAAGUGAAAAAUCUCAUUUUGCAACUCCUGGUGUGAAUGUUGGACUCUUCUGCUCCACUCCAGCAGUUGCCCUGGGGAGAGCAGUUCCUAAAAAGGUUGCCUUAGAAAUGCUAUUUACUGGGGAACCCAUCACAGCCCAGGAAGCAUUGCUUCAUGGGCUGCUCAGCAGGGUGGUUCCAGAAGAGAAGCUGGAGGAGGAGACCAUGAAAAUAGCCCAAAAGAUCUGUACAUCAAGCCGGUCUGUUGUGGCGGCGGGCAAGGCCACCUUCUACAGGCAGCUGACGCAGGACCUGAAGACAGCCUACCGUUUUGCCUCCCAAGCCAUGAUGGACAAUUUGGCCACUCAGGAUGGGCAGGAGGGAAUCACAGCCUUUAUCCGGAAGCGUAAGCCCGUAUGGUCACACUCAUAGGCGAGAACCGCUGGAGGUAUCCAGAAGAAAUGAAACCAGCCCAGGGAAGCCCAAAUCUCCCCAGAUGAUUAUACAAUGAUACCUUUGGGGGAAGAUUUGUUUUUCAUUAUCUGCAGUGUCUUAUGUGUAAACUUAUGGGUUUGAUUUCAGGGCUGGGGCCUUAGAGGUUUCACAGUGGAGUUCUCCCACAUCUGCCUCUAGUCCUCAAGCACAAAGAUUCAUUGUUCUAUGAGACCAAGGACAUUGUUGAAAAAGUUGAAAUUAGCCUGAUUGCAAUUUAUUUCAUUUUAAAGAUUCUAAUUCCAUGAGAUAUGACAUACAAAUAGAUAAUAAAAAUGAAACAUUAUUCAGAAUAGUAAAAUGUGAUGAAAAGUUAUUGAAUACCUAUUCUGUUAUUCUACAAAGUAUGGACUUUGACAUAGUUCAGAGGAACUUGGAUGAGCAAAGAAAGGCACCAAUCUAAGGAAAGGAUACAAGGAAUUAUUUUCAAAAAAGUAAGAUGCACCAAUCCUGUUGCAGUCCUAUAGGUUGAAUGAGUUGACUCUAGUCAUCUUCAGAUGUGAAGUAAAAUGAAACUGGUUGAUAAUGUCGCUGAGAUAAGAUGCCAGAGGUGCUGGAAAUCUCCACACUGAAAAUUUCUUUCCUUCCACUGAGAACAAGAUUUGAUCCCCUCACCCCCACCCCUUCUCCCAGUAUAUCUCCCCCAGGUUUCAGGUUUAAAAUGCUCUUGAGCUUUAAAAUCCAAUUUAAAAAAGUUUUACUAAUAAAAACAUUAAAAGAACAAAGUUUCUGGGGGGAAAAAGGAUAUAAAAUGUCCCCUUCAUAGAAUCAGUUAUAGCAAAAGGUCAGGAAAGGAUGCCCCCAGAGAGGAGGAAGCAGGAGCUAGAAUUUCUAACACAAAUUCUCCCAGGCUAAGCUUCAAAUGGCAGAAACACCCCUUAUCCCUUUUUAAAGGGCUAGUCUUGUUCACCUGGAGCGAGUUGCCUCCUAGCUGCUAGGACCUAGCAUAUACAGUAUUAGUCAGGGCCACCUAUAGAAAAGGGACAGCUAGGUGACACAGUGGGUAAAGCACCAGGCCUGGUGUCAGAAGGACCUGAGUUCAAAUAUGACCUCAGGCACUUAGUAGCUGUGUGACGCUGGGCAAGUCAUUUCAUCCUGUUGGCCUCAGUUUCCUCAUCUGUAAAAUGAGCUGGAGAAGGAAAUGGCAAACCCUUCCGGUACCUUUGCCAAGAAAACUCCAAAUGGGGUCAUGAAGAAUCGGACGUGAGUGAAAAAUGGCUGAACACCACCACCUAGAGAAAAACAGGAGGAUGGAAGGGUGGGUGUAGGGCAAAAAGGGAAGUAGGAGUAGUAAGGCUGGGGAUCUGAAUGCCACCCUGUCCUAGCCUCCCCUCCCUGGCUCCCUGUACUAAACCAGCACAGCUUCUACCACCAGUGGAUUAAUGAGGCUUGGAUGACUAGUCUUCCUGGUUCCUCAUGCAAAUUACGUCUCAUAAAUAAAUUCAAAAAUUCCCAGCCCACAGUUUUGUGUUUUUUUUUUUUCAAAUCAUUUCUGUAGAGGACACAUAGAGCUAGAGGAAAAAAAAAUAAAGUGAAGGUUUUUCCUGGUUCCUCCAGCAAAGUGAGUAAAUGUAUCUGUGCAAGAACCUAGAUUGAUAGAGUACAUAGUUCCCAGAAGUCAUUGCUCCAUUGCAGAGGCAUCAAACCCAGGGGUUUUUAAAAGCAUUUUAUCUUUAUAUCUGGUGUCAUAUCUCAGAAUAUCAAAGUGUCCUAGUAGUGCCACUGAGGCACUUGGAGCUUGAUUGGAGAGAAAUAAAAGGUGGAAUGUAUUUGCUGUUGAGCAUCUUAUGAUUAAACUGAGAGUGUUUGGAA
Molecule: messenger RNA, 2919 nt
Organism: Trichosurus vulpecula (common brushtail)
Lineage: Eukaryota; Metazoa; Chordata; Mammalia; Diprotodontia; Phalangeridae
Gene: ECHDC3
Product: enoyl-CoA hydratase domain containing 3
Exons: 5
Coding region: 142-1047 (301 amino acids)
Cellular component (GO): mitochondrion
Molecular function (GO): hydro-lyase activity
Source: RefSeq, a predicted model, not a curated record